Messenger RNA from Formica exsecta, 1168 nucleotides. RefSeq names its product chymotrypsin-like protease CTRL-1. Lineage: Eukaryota; Metazoa; Arthropoda; Insecta; Hymenoptera; Formicidae. Gene Ontology annotation, biological process: proteolysis. The transcript has 7 exons. Gene Ontology annotation, molecular function: serine-type endopeptidase activity. Bases 65 to 1129 code for a protein of 354 amino acids. The record is from RefSeq and is a predicted model, not a curated record.
UACGAAAGUAGAGAAUUUUAAUCCUUACUAAGGUGACCAUCUAUUUAUAUUCAUAUUUAGAAAAAUGUGCUGCUUAUUGCUGUUGCUUUUACUGCCAAUAGUAACUUCGAAACCGUGCGAGUAUUCCGAGUCAUAUCAAUAUUAUAUGUGCCAAAAUAAUUCUCUCUCUUGCCCUGGCAAUCAGAAAUGCACAUUCAUCGAACACUGCCCGGCGGUUGUAUCUCUAAUGGAACGAAACGAGCUCUCCGCUCACAGAUUACGGCAAGCUGUAUGUGGAUACGAUCAAACGCGCAUGAAAAUUUGCUGCAGCGUAGACAGUUAUUCCGAACGGCCAAUAUAUACGAAUCAGGAUGCAUAUCUGACGCAAUCCUCUUCGAGCUCUUAUUGUGGGAAGAGUCUUAUUCGAAAUAACAUAGACAGUUUAGGAUCGUAUCCUUUCGUCGCGAGGAUCGGUUUUACAAAUACAUUAACGAGUGAGAUCAAAUACUCGUGCAGUGGCGUGAUUGUUAAUGAGCGUACAGUAUUAACUACAGCUACAUGCGCACUCGCGAAAUCGGACAGAUACAAAUUAUGCUCUGUGCUUAUUGGUGAAUAUAAUACAGAGUCGAAUCCAGAUUGCAAUAAAUUAUUUUGCGCACACAAUACCAGUAGCCACGAUAUAUCGUAUGUGAUAAAACAUCCAGGCUAUGACGCCGCAACUUUUUCCAAUAACGUUGCCUUACUUCGUUUGAAGAAGGCUAUCAAUUUUACAGCCACAGCGCAACCAAUCUGCUUUAUACCAGAAGACAGAUACGUCAGCUUGGAAAGUACAUGCACCGUUGUUGGCUGGGGAAAAUUGUCCGAUCAAAAAGCACAACCACCGACGCAACAGUCAUUACAACUAAAACUCGUACCUAAGCAGCAAUGUUCAGAUUAUUCAAGCCACAGUCUGUCUGUUGAAUUAUGUGCCAAAGGAAAUUGUGAACCUUGUUCAGGUUACAGUGGAAGUCCUCUAUUAUAUAGAUAUGCAGACACAUAUUUCCUGGUAGGAAUCCUAUCAUAUGGGUCUAGUUGCGACUCAAGCACCAUUUUUCCAUCUGCGUUCAUAAAUGUACAGAAAUACACAAGAUGGAUUCUAGAGAAUUCUUAAAAUUGCAAAUGCAACCAUCUCAAAAUGGCACUUAAGAAC